CUGAUGCUCCUCCUCCCGCAGAGAUGGUGUGCUCCUGGUUUGACUAGUCCAACCUUGCAGGGCCGACUUAGUUCUUCCCACAGCCGCACGGGAGCCUUAGACUUACCUAGCUGGAUUCUCUUCCUGCCAUCGCUGCGCCGAGCCAUGCUUUCCCACGUGUGGAGGAGGGCAGGGCUGCGUUGGAAGCACACCUCCUCUCUGAAGGUGGCCAAUGAGCCCAUCUUAGCGUUCACUCAGGGCAGCCCCGAGCGGGAUGCGCUCCAGAAGGCUCUGAGGGACCUGAAGGGCCAGACAGAAGCCAUCCCCUGUGUUGUCGGGGACGAGGAGGUGUGGACGUCUAAUGUGCAAUACCAGCUGUCGCCUUAUAACCACGGACACAAGGUGGCCAAGUUCUGUUAUGCAGACAAGGCCUUGCUCAACAAAGCCAUUGAAGCUGCCUUGGCUGCCAGGAAGGAGUGGGACCUGAAGCCCGUGGCAGACCGGGCCCAGAUCUUCCUGAAGGCAGCAGACAUGCUUAGCGGGCCACGAAGGGCUGAGGUCCUUGCCAAGACCAUGGUGGGACAGGGCAAGACCGUGAUCCAAGCGGAGAUCGAUGCCGCAGCAGAGCUCAUCGACUUCUUUCGGUUCAACGCCAAGUUCGCCACGGAGCUGGAGGGGGAGCAGCCCAUAAGUGUGCCACCCAGCACCAACCGUGUGGUGUACCGGGGGCUGGAGGGCUUCGUGGCGGCUAUCUCCCCCUUCAACUUCACCGCAAUCGGGGGCAACCUGGCGGGUGCACCGGCCUUAAUGGGCAAUGUGGUCCUGUGGAAGCCCAGUGACACUGCCAUGUCGGCUAGCUAUGCCGUCUACCGCAUCCUCCGGGAGGCCGGCUUGCCACCCAACAUAAUCCAGUUUGUGCCGGCUGAUGGGCCAACAUUUGGGGACACAGUCACCAGCUCAGAGCACCUCUGUGGCAUCAACUUCACAGGCAGUGUGCCCACCUUCAAACACCUUUGGAAGCAGGUGGCUCAGAAUCUGGACCGUUUCCGAACCUUCCCACGACUGGCUGGAGAGUGCGGCGGGAAGAAUUUCCAUUUCGUGCACAGCUCGGCCGAUGUGGACAGCGUGGUGAGCGGGACAGUGCGCUCGGCCUUCGAAUAUGCUGGUCAGAAGUGCUCAGCCUGCUCGCGCCUCUACGUGCCUCAGUCUCUGUGGCCACAGAUCAAAGGGCGCCUGCUGGAGGAGCACAGCAGGAUCAAAGUGGGCGAUCCUGCAGAGGACUUUGGGACCUUCUUCUCUGCCGUGAUUGAUGCCAAGGCCUUUGCCCGCAUCAAGAAGUGGCUGGAGCAUGCGCGGUCCUCGCCCAGCCUCAGCGUCCUGGCGGGGGGCCAGUGCAACGAGUCUGUGGGUUACUACGUGGAACCGUGCAUCAUUGAGACCAAGGACCCGCAGGAGCCCAUCAUGAAGGAGGAGAUCUUCGGUCCUGUGCUGACAGUGUAUGUGUACCCUGAUGACAAGUACAGAGAGACUCUGCAGCUAGUCGACAGCACUACCAGCUAUGGCCUCACGGGGGCAGUGUUCGCUCAGGAUAAGGCAAUUGUCCAGGAGGCCACGAGGAUGCUGAGGAAUGCUGCUGGCAACUUCUACAUCAACGACAAGUCUACUGGGUCUGUGGUGGGCCAGCAGCCCUUCGGGGGUGCCCGGGCCUCAGGAACCAAUGACAAACCAGGAGGCCCUCACUACAUCCUGCGCUGGACAUCACCCCAGGUCGUCAAGGAAACGCAUCAGCCUCUGGGGGACUGGCGUUACUCCUACAUGCAGUGAGCUCUGUGCCACCCACCUGUCUGUUCAUCCAGACGACUGACAUCUCUGCACUGACCCCUGGCUCCCCACCAGCUCUUCCUGGACUCCUUACAGCUUGAGCUUGACCCUGUCCUGGCCAUUGGGCUGUAUCCUGACCCCUCCUCAUUUGGUGUCAGGUACCCAAGCUUUGGCUUUGGGUCAUACUGGGAAGGAAGAGCCAAAUUCACCCAGAAAUCUCAUCUGCUCCGGAACACCCUAGGGCUUUACGCUCCUCAUCCCAGGCCCGGCGGCUUAGAGAUUCUCAGAACCGAGAGAGACACUCGGGACCCUCUGGGGAAAGGAGACAGCUCUGGUGCCCUGUAGCCUCACCACUCAGACUCCUGAUCUUGGCCUUGACCCUCCCCAUAUCCAGUGAGAUAGGACCUCAGUCCGGCUACAGGGGUCCUGGCUGGCUUUGCCCCUUGGCCUGCUAGAUCCUCCUGCAGGCACUGGUGCCCAGCCAUAUGCCUUAGACCCAUGUGCCUUCCUCUAGGAUGCCCGGGUGUCUCUGAGCCUUCAUCUCUCCUUGCCAUCUGCUGGGAGCGGCCAGUGGUGGUCGUCUGGGAAACCUGGAGGUGGCCCUCCAUUUCCUACUCUUGGUCAGAGUAGCCAGCUCAGUGGCGGCCAGCGUUGACUUCCUACUUGGGUCCUGGAUGAUAAGAGUGUUGUUUUCAGUGGCUUGAGAGUGUGCGGAGUUCCCCUUCAAGGACAUUUGUCAGGGGUCCACAUAGAGCUGGUGUGGCUGUCACCAAGGGCCACCCUAAGGUCACCACUGUCCACACUCAGGGGCAAGCCAGCCCUGAGCUCUGCUUCCUUUCAGGGUCUAUAUUGUCUCCCAGGGAGCAGGGCUGAGCUGCGAGUGUCUCAGCGAUGCUGGUUCUAAAUGGUGAGGGGGGUGGGGCACACCUACUGCCACCCAAGAAAAUGCCCACUACCAAAUGGAGGGAGGUGAGGCGGUGGCUAGCUGCUCUUUCCAAAUCUAAUGUAUUUCCAGUGUCUUGUCAUAUGGUGCAGUUCCAUGCCUUGGUGGAAUGAGGGGGCUCUGAGGCUGGGGAGUCCCUGAUGUCUCUGAAGCCCGAGGAUCAAAUGAGCUAGUCCAUGUGGAUUCCAGACAGCAUUAAGACAAGUAAUCAGAAAUGUCACCUGUUUACCCAUUGUUAUACCAACCAUCACUGUGUCAAUUUUGCUGGGCCAUAGUGUCCAGAGACCUGGUCAACCAUUGUGGAAGUUUCUGUGAAGAUGUCUUUUGGAUGAGAGUAAGACUUAAAUAAGUGGACUUUUACAUUUUUA
Mesocricetus auratus (golden hamster) is the source of this 3111-nucleotide messenger RNA. RefSeq names its product aldehyde dehydrogenase 4 family member A1 (gene Aldh4a1). The transcript is spliced from 15 exons. The coding region runs from base 4 to 1803 and encodes 599 amino acids. Gene Ontology annotation, molecular function: L-glutamate gamma-semialdehyde dehydrogenase (NAD+) activity. The record is from RefSeq and is a predicted model, not a curated record. NCBI's taxonomy places the organism in Eukaryota, Metazoa, Chordata, Mammalia, Rodentia, Cricetidae.